GAGGAGGGGUUGAAGUGCGGAAGGUCAGGUGGGCAGCAAGCAGCCAAAUACGGCCAGUUCGCUCGUGGCAUCCGUUGGAAGGAGACGUUGUUCUGAUCUGUAAGAUGAAUUCUGUGUGGCUUGUUUUGGUGUUGGUUUCCUGGCAACUAGGAUGCUACAGAGCGGCUCAAUACAGUCAGACUGGUUCACAAACUGGUAAUGCAGCUGGGACUAACGCGUUUACUGGAUCUUCGCCAUCGUUUAACGGUGCUCCACAACAAGGGGCUGCCGGUGCGGGUGUCCCAGGUUCAUUCGUUAGCGGCUCUGGGCAAGCAGGGGCUUUCCGUCCUGGUGGGCAAUCGCAGCAGCAGCAGCAGCAACAGCAGCAGCAGCAGCAACGACGUCAGCAGCAAGGUGUCCCUGCGUUCCCCACACUCAGCGGAGCUACUCGGCCUGGAGUGGGCGGCGAUCAGUUCCCCGUCCCUGAUCAGUUUGGAGGUUUCCCAGGCGCCAGGGGACCAUUCUCUACAUCAGUCGUUCAAGCUCAAGCCACUCCCACUCUUACUUUUACAGUUACUAACAACGUUUUCAUAACACUGACGGACCUUGUUCUGAACAGUGUUGGUGUAACUCAAACCCAGUUUGUCGCGCAAACGACCACAGUUCCAACUCAGCAGGUCGUGACAACCCCUGUAGAUGACAUAGUGGUUCUCGCUACGACUGUAGUUCAACGCCCGGAGUAUGUCACCGUCACCGAAACAAAGUCUGACUUCAGACUGACUAUAAGGACUUCAGUUACUCAUGUGACCAUCACCCACACGUCUUAUGCCAUCACCAACGUCCCGUUCACCAUCACUGCCACGGAAGUAGUAACUAUCACUUCGCCUGUUGUACGGACUGUGGUCAACACGCAGGUGUCCACGGUUACGGACUACCGCACAGUCGCAAAUACUGUAUUCGUCCACGGUUACAAUUAAACCAAAGAAACUGUUACCUGUACAUUAAGGUUAAAAGGUAAUAAAAUCAUUUCUA
This is a messenger RNA of Eriocheir sinensis (Chinese mitten crab), 1011 nucleotides long. RefSeq lists its product as uncharacterized. The coding region runs from base 105 to 956 and encodes 283 amino acids. NCBI's taxonomy places the organism in Eukaryota, Metazoa, Arthropoda, Malacostraca, Decapoda, Varunidae. The transcript is spliced from 5 exons. The record is from RefSeq and is a predicted model, not a curated record.